CCCAGCAGCACGUCCGUUACCACCAGCAGCACCAACACACCCAGAAGUACAUCCGUUACCACCAGCAGCACCAGCACACCCAGCAGCACAUCCAUUACCACCAGUAGCACCAACACGCCCAGCAGCACAUCCAUUACCACCAGCACCAGCACACCCAGCAGCACAUCCAUUACCACCAGCAGCACCAACACACCCAGCAGCGCAUCCGUUACCACCAGUAACACCAAUACACCCAGCAGCACAUCCAUUACCACCAGUAGCACCAACACACCCAGCAGCACAUCCAUUACGACCAGCAGCACCAACACACCCAGCAGCACAUCCGUUACCACCAGCAGCAACAAUACACCCAGCACCACAUCCAUUACCACCAGCAGCACCAAUACACCCAGCACCACAUCCAUUACCACCAGUAGCACCAAUGCACCCAGCAGCACAUCCAUUACCACCAGCAGCACCAAUACAACCAGCACCACAUCCUUUACCACCAGUAGCACCAAUACACCCAGCAGCACAUCCAUUACCACCAGCAGGACCAAUACACCCAGCAGCACAUCCGUUACCAUCAGCAGCACCAAUACACCCAGCACCACAUCCAUUACCAGCAGCAGCACCAAUACACCCAGCAGCACAUCCAUUACCACCAGCAGCACCAAUACACCCAGCAGCACAUCCAUUACCACCAGUAGCACCAAUACACCCAGCAGCACAUCCAUUACCACCAGCAGCACCAACUCACCCAGCAGCACAUCCAUUACCACCAGUAGCACCAAUACACCCAGCAACACAUCCAUUACCACCAGUAGCAGCAAUACACCCAGCAGCACGUCCGUUACCACUGGUAGCCCCAACACACCCAGAAGUACAUCCGUUACCACCAGCAGCACCAGCACACCCAGCAGCACAUCCAUUACCACCAGUAGCACCAACACACCCAGCAGCACAUCCAUUACCACCAGCACCAGCACACCCAGCAGCACAUCCAUUACCACCAGCAGCAACAAUACACCCAGCAGCACAUCCAUUACCACCAACAGCACCAAUACACCCAGCACCAUAUCCAUUACCACCAGUAGCACCAAUGCACCCAGCAGCACAUCCAUUAACACCAGCAGCACCAAUACGACCAGCACCACAUCCUUUACCACCAGUAGCACCAACACACCCAGCAGCACAUCCAUUACCACAAACAGCACUAGCACAUCCAGCAGCACAUCCAUUAGCACCAGCACCAAUACACCCAGCAGCACAUCCAUUAUCACCAGCACCAGCACACCCAGCAGCACAUCCAUUACCAUCAGCAGCACCAAUACACCCAGCAGCACAUCUUUUCCCACCAGUAGCACCAACACAUCCAGCAGCACAUCCAUUACCACCAGUAGCACCAAUACACCCAGCAGCACAUCCAUUAUCACCAGCACCAGCACACCCAGCAGCACAUCCAUUACCAUCAGCAGCACCAAUACACCCAGCAGCACAUCUUUUCCCACCAGUAGCACCAACACAUCCAGCAGCACAUCCAUUACCACCAGUAGCACCAAUACACCCAGCAGCACAUCCAUUACCACAAACAACAGUAGCUCCCUCAGCAACAUAUCUGUAACCACAAGCAGCACCAGCACAUCCAGCAGCACAUCUGUUACCACCACCAGCACAUCCAGCAGCACAUCCAUUACCACCAGCAGCACCAACACACCCAGCAGCACAUCCAUUAAUACCAUCAGCACCAGCACACCCAGCGUCACAUCCAGUACCACCACCAGCACCAGCACACCCAGCAGCACAUCCAGUACCAUGAACAGCACCAACACACCCAGAAGCACAUCCAUUACCACCAGCACCAGCACACCCAGCAGCACAUCCAUUACCACAAACAGCACUGGCACAUCCAGCAGCACAUCCAUUACCACCAGCAGCACCAACACAUCCAGCAGCACAUCCAUUACCACAAACAGCACUAGCACAUCUAGCAGCACAUCCGUUACCACCAGCACCAACACACCCAGCAGCACAUCUAUUACCAUCAGCAGCACCAAUACACCCAGCAGCACAUCCAUUACCAACAGCACCAGCACACCCAGCAGCACAUCCGUUACCACAAACAGCACUAGCACAUCCAGCAGCACAUCCAUUACCACCAGCACCAAUACACCCAGCAGCACAUCCAUUAUCACCACCACCAGCACACCCAGCAGCACAUCCAUUACCAUCAGCAGCACCAACACACCCAGCAGCACAUCCAUUAAUACCAUCAGCACCAGCACACCCAGCGUCACAUCCAGUACCACCAACAGCACCAGCACACCCAGCAGCACAUCCAGUACCAUGAACAGCACCAACACACUCAGAAGCACAUCCGUUACCAGCAGCAGCACCAGCACACCCAGCAGCACAUCCAUUACCACCAGUAGCACCAAUACACCCAGCAGCACAUCCAUUACCACCAGUAGCAGCAAUACACCCAGCAGCACAUCCGUUACCACUGGUAGCACCAACACACCCAGAAGUAUAUCCGUUACCACCAGCAGCACCAGCACACCCAGGAGCACAUCCAUUAACACCAGCAGCACCAGCACACCCAAGACCACCACAAAGCGUGUUAGCACAACUACAAAGCCAAUUGUGAAAACAUCUACCACAGUUCAAACUCCAUUUGUUCCACAUACCACUAUCAAAUUGAUAACCACCACAGAAGCUAAAUAUUCAUGUCAGAAUGGAGGGAUCCCAGAUGGACAGAAAUGUCUCUGUACGGAGAACUACGAAGGACUCCAUUGUGAACACGUAAAAGAUACCAUCAAAGUUGACGCUGUUGAAGCCUCUGUCAAUGUUUCUGUCAGAAUAACAAGUCAAAAAUUUACAGAAGAAUUGAACAACACCACAUCACCUGUGUACAAAAAAUUUGAGAGUAACUUCAAAGAACAGAUGGACAUAAUUUAUGAAGGUAUAGAGGGAUACGCAGGAGUGAAGAUUACAAGCAUAAGAAAUGGCAGCAUCAUCGUUGAUCAUGACGUCAUCAUCAAUUCGACCAAUUCAGCAGAGUUUACUCCAGACUAUCUCUCUGACACAGUUAAACAGCUUAAAGACAAACUUGAAGAAAUACGGUGCAACAAUACAGCUGAAGGUAAUUGCAGUGGAUUGGUAUUUGACACUGGCCAUAUAAAUGUUGCAGAACCAGUUAUAACUGGAGACUGUGCUUCACGGGUUCCUGAGAAUUUAAAGGAAUAUUAUGAACUGACUAUGACCAACGACGGAGUCAUAUGUGCUUCAAUCUGCAACGAAGAAAGAGAUGAUUCACUGAAAUGUGGAAAUGGAAAAUGUGGAAUGACAAAUAAGGGACCCAAUUGCUACUGCGACAUAACUGACUAUUGGUACCUUGGGGAUUUCUGUAAUUUUCCGAUUCACAAAAAUGGGUUCAUCGGUGGUUUAUCAGCAGCAUUGAUCCUAUUAUUUCUGGGCCUCUUGGCCUUUGCUGUCGUCACAGUGUGGUUUCAAAGGCACAGAAAACAAUACCUCAGACAAAGAGAGAAUGAGCAAAACAAAAUUAUAUCACAGAAAUGGACAGAAGACGAAAACGAAAAUGAAUAUUGUAAUCUUUCGACAAUCACCAUUUAUAACAAAGAAGAUACCAUCUUUGAAAAUUCAACAGGUGAAAGAGAUUCAUCUGACUUUUCCGUGGUAAAUAUGAAACCCAAGCUAAACUCCAACUGCAACUUCAAGAAUGGGGAGGUGAAAAUCCAGAGGCCACCGAUUAAUAUGGAUGACUCUAGUUCUCAUAAAUAAUGUGCUCAUGUUACCAUUUUACUGUUGGUAUACACAUUUCACAUGUCAUCUUGUGUAAGAUGUAAGAUUGAUAGGAGAUUCAUUAAGGGGAUUAUUUUUCUUCCUGCAACUUCACUGUUCUGUUUUUCAUAAUUUAAGUAAUUAGGGAUUUGAAUAAUUAGGAGAUAUGGAUUCCAGGAUUGCAGCAACAUUGUUCCACUGAUAUCAAGUAAAAACGCAGAAGGACAAGAUGAACUAAAUUGGGAUGAAGAUCAUCUAGAAUUGACCUGUUCACUCAAGCAGUUUGUUUCUUUACAUCAUUUGUUUGUUUCUCUAUAUCAUUCUCAGCCAACUUUUAAAGGAACACAAUUAAUAUAAAAUUCUACUUUUAUGACCAUAUUCUAACUUUAAUAUUCUGCUCACAUCUUGAGGUGUCCACCAAUCACAUGAAGGUUCAAGUGCACCUACGGUGGAGGAAUAUUCUUCACCAAGGCAAUCAUAAAGGAUCUUUUGAAGUCCUUAUAAACACAAGACUUCAGUUUUUAAUAUUUCUGAAGGUCCAUCUUGUGGGGCGGGUGGGGAUGUCUUGUCCCUUGAAUUCAUCCACAUAAAUCCAAGGUGACAUUCAGAUGGAGAAUCGAAGAGGUAUGAUACGCUGAGAUUCCACAGAACAAAGGAGCCUUGUCAAUCUCUGACCACCAGAAUGCAGCUCUGAAUCAUGUAAAUUAUAUUGAUCAAAUUGUUGAGAAGAUACUUCUGAUUAAGGUUAGAGUUACAUUAACUGCAGAGUUUAUGCAGUUAAUUGUCUGAAUAUUGUUUCCCAGCUCCUUUUCAUGGAUGGGUAUUGUGGGUUCUAGAACUUGUGAGAAUUAUUGUGAAGCUGGCAGACUAAAAUUACAACGUUCAAACUUUAUUCUGUAUUUAGCCAGUGUUGCACUUGUCCUGGGAGUGUUUGAUGGGACAGGGUACUGACAGAUUUACAUCUACUGAGUUCUGUACCUGCCAUGGGAAUGCAAUGGUACAGUGCAGACGAGCUUUACAACAUCACUCUCACUGUUGAGCAACAUUUCUUAAUUAAACAAAUGGAACAGAAAAUUGCAAAGAUGGAUUGAAGUUUCAAUAAUGCACACUGGCUU
Molecule: messenger RNA, 4895 nt
Organism: Stegostoma tigrinum
Lineage: Eukaryota; Metazoa; Chordata; Chondrichthyes; Orectolobiformes; Stegostomatidae
Product: mucin-2-like
Exons: 11
Source: RefSeq, a predicted model, not a curated record